Diaporthe citri is the source of this 2067-nucleotide messenger RNA. RefSeq lists its product as uncharacterized. The transcript is spliced from 3 exons. The record is from RefSeq and is a predicted model, not a curated record. Lineage: Eukaryota; Fungi; Ascomycota; Sordariomycetes; Diaporthales; Diaporthaceae. The coding region runs from base 1 to 2067 and encodes 688 amino acids.
AUGAUCAGAGCGGAUCAGAGCAAACCGGCAUGUCUGUUUUUAUUCGGCUGCUGCGCCGGGAAAGGAGACGACUUGGGCAAGCAGCAGAUCAUCGGCGAGGAUCUUGCCAAUGCUCGUGAUCUGCUUGGCCCCUUCAAGACCUUCCGCACCUCCAUAUACGCCUCAAGGACCACCCGCUCCCCAACGUCCCCCGGGUCCGACAGGUCCAUGUCUUCCUCAUCCAGCGGCAGAGGCCAGGGAGGUCUCGCCGCACCACCAGCCGCUCCAGCCUCUCUCUCGGCCAAGGCCACCAGCGACCCAGUCCUCCGCAACACGCUGCGGUACACCAUCUCGGCACGCGAAUACGCCCUCCUCCACCGAUAUGUCUUGUCCAAGUCCCGCCAGCUCAAGAAGCGCGUGCCUACGGUCGAGACGGUCAACCGCAUCAUGAACGGUGACACCGGGGGCAGCAGCGACAGGAAGGGAAAGGCAAAAGCCAAGGAAGGCACUGCCCCAGUGGACAUGAGCGUCGCCGACGUGGGCAGCACAAGCGCAGGAGUGAACGCCGGGGCUGGCGCCAUCCUGGGCGCGGACGACUACAACGCGCGCGCCGUGCGGCACUCCAUCCGGGUCUUUGCCACCACCGCUGUCGCGAUGAAGGCCUGGGGCGUGAUCGCGACGAGAUUCAUGGGCCAGAAGCAGGACCCGAAGCUGAAAAAGCAGCCGCUGCACAAGUCGCCCGUCUUCCGGCUAUCCCUGUCACUGAGCAGCAUCUUGCUCCUGUACAGGCUGCUGUUCCGCUUCUUUACCAGGCUGCGGCUGCAUAUCCUCGACGCAUCUGCGGAGCCGUUCAGGAAGAGGAACCCCAGGACUGCGAAUACACUCACCUCGCCGUAUGCGCCUGCGGUUGGCGCGUCCCUGGCGGGUCUGGCGCUGGGUAUCUAUCCGGCUGAACAAUUGCGCGUCACUAUUGCGAUAUAUGCCAUGUUUCGGGCGUUGGAGUUUAGUUGGAACUUUGCCGAGGAUGGGGGCUUGGUGUGGGGGAGAGAGAAGAAUGGGCGGAUGAAGAAGAGACCGUGGUGGUUCGGCAGCUGGUUGCUUCAGCCGUUCGCAUUUGGCCAGCUCCUGCACUCGUUCGUCUUUGACCUGGACUGCUUCCCUACGGCCUACGGCGACUUCAUCAUGAAGAAUUCAUCGGCGUACUUGCACCAGCGACCAAAGGACUAUCCUGCGGGCUUGAAGUGGCCGGGCACGCGGGAGGUGGUAGACAGCCUGGGUCAGAUGGCUCGGAUUAAUUGGCCGCCCUAUGUCUCACCAACUCUCUUCCCUAACAAGGAGGAGACCCUUCCGCCCACGCUCACGAACAUAUCUCCCCUCACGGCCCCGGCGCACCCUCUCAUCACAGCCCUUAGCUGCGCGACCUUGCACCCACAAGAUCCAUCGUGCAGCCGCACGUUCCUGACCUUCUGGCUGCGCUCCUUCCCGCCCCUGACGCGCUUCUUCCUGCUCAUCUACUCCGCCUUCCUGGUACCACGGUACAAGGCGCUGUACAACUUCCCGUUCACGACGCUUAACAAGCUCGUCAUGAACGCGCUGCGCAUGAGCGCCUUCGUCACGGGCUCCAUCUCGUCCGCCUGGGCGUCCAUCUGCUUCUUCCAGACGUGGCUGCCGCGGUCCUUCCUCGCGACGCAGCGCUUCUUCCUCGGCGGGUUCCUGGCCGGGUUCUGGGCUUGGGUCGAGCGCAAGCACGGCCGCGGCGUGUUCCUGUACUCGGCGCGGGCCAGCGUCGACAGCCUCUGGAAGGUCGGCGUCAAGCGGCGCUGGUGGAAGGCCAUGAGGGCGGGCGACGUGUGGGUGUUCGUGCUGGCCGUCAUGCUCACGGGCGCCGUGUACGAGAGGGACGCCAGGGCCGUCAGGGAGGACAGUUGGAGGAAGGGUAUCUCCUGGAUCAGGGGGCAGGGGUUCAGAGACUGGGCCAUCGAGGAGGAGGAGCUCAGUGACGAUGGGCAGUCGGAUGUCGAAGAUGGUGGGAGCGACGCAGAGAGCGAGUUCGUGGAGAGCGUCGAGUUUGUCGAGCGCGCUUCCUAG